Molecule: messenger RNA, 1127 nt
Organism: Marmota monax (woodchuck)
Lineage: Eukaryota; Metazoa; Chordata; Mammalia; Rodentia; Sciuridae
Product: protein lifeguard 1-like
Exons: 10
Coding region: 1-780 (259 amino acids)
Cellular component (GO): membrane
Source: RefSeq, a predicted model, not a curated record
AUGUCUUUAGUCCAAACUGUAGCCAAGUCAUCAGAUAUACCCCUGACAUGUAGUCAUGUCAAUCAUGUUAAAUACAUUUUGGAAGAAGAUAUUAUUCACUCACAUUGCCUGUUAACAUCAACAAACCAGAUAGAGAGCCUGGAGACUGGACCGAGGAGUAAGACCUAUGAAACUGCAAGAAGGUUCGAGAGGAGAAUUAAACUGGAUACAGGAAAAAGGAAAGGUUUAAAAACGUGGGUACGUUCAAACCCAUGGUUCACCUAUGCACUCUUCCCAGCAUUUUUUGUUGUACUAAUUAUACUUGCUUGCUGUGGGAAUCUCCACCGUCAGGUGCCUGCAAAUUACAUUCUCCUGAGAUUCUUUACACUUCUUCAAGGUCUGCUGCUUGGAACCGUAUCAGUUUUCUAUAAUGCGGAGGAAGAGUUGUGGGCCACAGCAGCAACCACUCUGGUGACAUUAGCACUCACUAUAUUUGCUCUACAAACAAAAUGGGAUUUUACCUUGCUAAACGGAAUGCUGUUCGUUUUCCUCUUCGUACUUGUAAUCUAUGGAAUUCUCUUAAUCUUCAUAGGAUCAUAUGUAAGUCACUUGCUGUAUGCUGGACUCGGAACCGUGCUCUUCUCCAUGUACCUGGUGAUGGAUGUGCAGCUCAUGGUGGGAGGGCGUCAUCACCACUCUGACCUGGACCCAGAAGAAUACGUUUUUGCUGCCCUGAACAUCUACUUGGAUAUCAUCAACCUCUUCAUUUUUAUUUUGCAACUGAUUGGACUGGGACGGUAGUGGUCCAGCCAAGGCUAGCUUGUGCUGAGAAGCAGGAAGGAGGGACACUUGUGACGUGUUGCCAGGCUCAGACACGCAAAGGUUACCACUUCCUAAACCCUUUUAUUUAAAAAAACAAUAUUUAAGAACAUUUUUGUUUGUCAAAGUUAAGCAUUUAAAGGUAGCUGUUGCUAUUCUUCUUACUUUUAGUUCCACUCUCACAUAGCAAAACUUUUGGAGGACAUUUCAGAUUUUUAUAAAUUCAAAGAAAUGAGUAUCAUACUUAAAAUAUUUGUAAGAUGCCCAUUAUUUUGUUCAAGUUUUCCAGGCACCAUUUCUGUACACAUCUCUCUACAUGAAUAAAAUGG